GUGAGCAGUAGUAGCAUUUUCAAAUGUCACAUUUUCAGUCGGAGUGAUUUCAGUGCUCCUGUUUAUUCCGAUAAAUUAAGUAUACGAAUCAGUUAAUGAAAAUGACUCCUGAUGAUAUUGAAGAGAAGGUGAAUAAAUCUUUCUUGCCUGAUAAGGAUCUCUACCGUGAUACACCAGUUCGUUAUUUAGGAUACUCCAAUGAGGUGGGAGAAGCUUUUCGGCCACUCAUUAAGAAAAUCUUUGUGCAUCUCUCUUAUGGAAUUGCUGUGACCUACGUCUGUGCUGAUGCUUUUGAUAAAUCUCACAAAGUUUACAAGAGGCCUUCUGGUGGAGGAGCUAAAGCAGCUGCAAUAACUGCUGGAGAUGUUCUGCUGUGGCAAAUGUUGGCAUCUGUGAUAAUUCCUGGAUUUACAAUUAAUCGAAUUUGCUGGGGAACAGGGAAACUUCUAAAGAUGACCCAUCAGAAGGGCGUUAUUAAGAAAUGGGUACCAACCUUUGUUGGACUAGCUUCAAUACCAGCAAUUAUUCAUCCAAUUGAUAACUUUGUGGAUACACUGAUGGAUAAAACGUAUCGUGUGUAUAUCAAAUAAUAACUGGAUCAAUAAUUUUCAACUCUGCCAGCAGAUUCACUUGAGGGGAACUUUAGCCACCACAUCAUACAUAUCGGUGCGACGUUUUCUGAAAACUGGAAGUUGCUCCCGGGCAGAGUCGGCCAAAGCAAAAUCUAAAAAUUUCAUACAAAUAGUUUCCGUAAAGUACAUUUUAUAAUUAUAUACAGAAAAUUCGCGCUCUUUUCAUCACUUACCGAGAUCAGCCUUGAUGAUCUCCUCCUCUUCACCAGCCUUCUUGAUCACCCUAGCCCAUGGAUCAACGAGCAUGGUGUAGCCCCAGUUGACGAAGGGGUUUGUGUAGUCACGUGAUGCAGAUACCAUCGUAACGUAGCUCUGGGUAUCGGCAGCACGUGCCCUCUGGUACAAUUCCCAAUGGAGCUCUCCCGUGUAAAUGGGGAAGGCAGCCGGGUAUACGAGGAAGUUGCAUCCCUCAUUUCUGUACACCCUGGCAAACUCAUCGAACUCAAUGUCGAAGCAAAUACCUAGUAAGAGGGAUGAAAAAAAUACUUUUAGUUAAAAAGAAAA
Molecule: messenger RNA, 1136 nt
Organism: Lutzomyia longipalpis
Lineage: Eukaryota; Metazoa; Arthropoda; Insecta; Diptera; Psychodidae
Product: mitochondrial fission process protein 1
Exons: 5
Coding region: 96-590 (164 amino acids)
Biological process (GO): mitochondrial fission
Cellular component (GO): mitochondrion
Source: RefSeq, a predicted model, not a curated record